AUGACGAUUUUGUUCUCGGGCGAGCAAGAGCUGCUCAUCUCCGUUGUACUUGUCUUUCUUGCUUUCCUCUACUUGUACAUCAGGUCUAGUAGUAGAUCACAUGGUCAAUCAGUGCUCCCCGCAGAUUGGCCAAUAGUGCACAUGUUGCCUGGAGUCAUUGCCAACCUCCAUAAUGCACAUGACUAUUUUGCUGCUAUCCUUACUGAAGCAGGCCACAACUUCAGGGUACAUAUUCCCCAAAGGCACAUAUUUCUCACUUGUGACCCUGGGAACGUCCGGCACAUCUUCACAACGAACCACGCAAACUUCCCCAAGGGCCUCGAGUUUGCAGCCAUCUUCGACAUCAUGGAUGGAGGCAUCUUCACAGUCGACGGUGAGCCAUGGCGACGGCAGCGCACAAAAUUCCAGAGCGUGCUCAGCAGCCCAGGGUUGGUUUCCAGUAUGGCGGCAUGCUGCCGCGACAAGGUAGAGAAUGGCCUCCUCCCCUUUUUUACCCACAUGGCAAGCACUGACACUCCAUUUGACAUGCAAGAAGUGAUUUCGAGGUUUGUGUUUGACUUGGCUGCCACGCCUCUCUUCGGCGUGGACCCUAGCCUCCUGUCCUCGGACAUGCCGUCCAUGGACGUUGCAGUUGCCAUGGACACGGUUAUGGAGGUAGGCUUUUUUCGGCACGUCAUGCCGGCCUCUUGUUGGAAAGCUAUGAGGAGGCUAAAUAUCGGCCCGGAGAGAAAGCUUGAUGAGGCACACAAGGUGAUACGAGGCUUUUUCAUGGAGAUGAUUGAGAAGAAAAAGAUCAAUGGAGGAUGUGUUUGUAAUAACGGGGAGAAAGAGCGUGUGGAUGUUCUGUCCUCCUACAUCAAUGACCCAGACUACGCAGACGAUGACUUGCUCCGUGCGACGCUCCUUAGCCUCAUGCUCGGUGGGAGGGACACAAUUGGCACCACCUUGCCAUGGAUCUUCUAUAUCCUUGCCAAGAACCCUAACAUCGUUUCAAUCAUACGCAAUGAACUCUCACCCAUUGCAUCACACAAAGUAGCCAUGGGUAAGAGUUCCAUGGUGAUCUUUGAGCCAGAGGAGACCAAACAUUUGGUCUACCUAAAAGCUGCCCUAUAUGAGACUCUCAGGUUGUACCCAUCAGCACCAAUUGAGCGCAAGACAGUGGCUACCGAUGAUAUCAUGCCGAGUGGCCAUGAGGUGCACACCGGCGAUACUAUCCUUAUUUCUCUCUACUCCAUGGCGAGAAUGGAGGGCGUGUGGGGUAAAGACUGUCGCGACUAUAACCCACAUAGGUGGCUCUCAGAAGAUGGUAACAAGUUGAUGUAUGUACCGUCUCACAAGUUCUUGUCCUUCAACUCAGGCCCAAGGAUGUGCCCUGGAAAGGACAUCGCUGUUGUGCAGAUGAAAACCGUUGUCGCGGCAGUGGUUUGGAACUUUGACAUGGAGGUGGUGGAAGGGCAGAGCAUCCAGCCCAAGCUGUCUUGUACACUACAGAUGAAAAAUGGGCUCAUGAUGAUCCUGAAGAAGCGAGAAAUAUAGAAGUAGACUCUUUGUUUAUAAAUUUCAUAUGAAUAACGCAUCCAUCAUGGAUGCUUUAUUGCAGAACAUGAAGUUAUAUGUUUGGUUAUGUUUAACACUUCGCUUGGAAGUUAUUAUACUCCUCAUGUGCAUGAAAUGUAUCAUAUAUUUGUAAAAAAGGGUUCCUGACCACGUGAGACAUUUGUAAAACCUCUGGUAUAUAUGAGGCAUCCAAAUAUUAUGCAUCGAUGCAUACUCUG
Triticum dicoccoides is the source of this 1775-nucleotide messenger RNA. Its product is annotated as noroxomaritidine synthase-like. The transcript has a single exon. Bases 1 to 1536 code for a protein of 511 amino acids. Gene Ontology annotation, molecular function: iron ion binding; oxidoreductase activity, acting on paired donors, with incorporation or reduction of molecular oxygen; heme binding. Lineage: Eukaryota; Viridiplantae; Streptophyta; Magnoliopsida; Poales; Poaceae. The record is from RefSeq and is a predicted model, not a curated record.